Daldinia childiae is the source of this 2613-nucleotide messenger RNA. RefSeq names its product putative RNA polymerase II transcription factor B subunit 1. The transcript has 6 exons. Gene Ontology annotation, cellular component: transcription factor TFIIH core complex; transcription factor TFIIH holo complex. The record is from RefSeq and is a predicted model, not a curated record. NCBI's taxonomy places the organism in Eukaryota, Fungi, Ascomycota, Sordariomycetes, Xylariales, Hypoxylaceae. Gene Ontology annotation, biological process: nucleotide-excision repair; transcription by RNA polymerase I; transcription by RNA polymerase II. Bases 1 to 2613 code for a protein of 870 amino acids.
AUGGCAAUUCCGACAGGUGCUGCUGCCUACAAGAAAAAAGACGGCAUACUCACCCUCACCCCGGACCGGAAAAAUGUCAUCUGGACCCCGAACUCUGCACCGAUGGUGCACGCGACGAUAUCUCUUAAGAUAUCAAAUAUCACCAAUCUACAACAAACACCAGACACCGCUGCCAAGGUCAUGCUCAAGAUAUUUGAUAAACCCUCGGAAAAUGCUGAGCCGGUGGCCUACCUCUUCCAUUUCAACUCUCCCUCAGAUCCAAGGGCAGAAGCCAAUGUUAUCAGAGAUCUCUUAUCCAAAAUUCUUGCUGAGACUAAGAAUAAUGACCCCAGUGUCCCGCGAGCAGCUACGACAUCUACUGGGGGUAGUGGCUCGGCGUCUAUGACAUUUGCUAAUACUGCCGUAUCUAAGUCAGCAGCAGCGCUUUUAUUCGACGACGACGCUUUAAAGAGCGACAUUACGCUACAGCAAUCACUUAUGAAGGCGGAUCGCAACCUCUCUCAGAUGUAUAUGGAAGGUCGCAGGAUGAAGCCCGACUCCAUAUCAGAUGCUACAUUUAACACACAAUUCUGGACCGCGAGGAUCAAUCUGCUCCGGUCCCAUGCCAUUGAGAAUAGCCAGAAGAAAGGACCCUACAAUGUCUUGGCCCAAGUGCGGCCUACCGCACAGCAGAGCACAGAUCCAGAUAAACCCAGUGAAUUAAAGCUAAAGUUCAGUGUCGAGCAGAUGCAGAUGAUUUUCAGUCAGCACCCUCUCGUCAAACGCAUAUACAAUGAGAAUGUGCCGCCCCUAGAGCAGGAUAACAAGUUUCUGGCGCAGCAUGUGCCUCACAUGAUUGAUAUAGAAGGUAACGAAGAGAACCAGGGUGGUUUUAGGAGCGGUAACCGGAAAGAUGUUGAGAUGCGACCAAGGGGAAGAAAAGAUGUCCCCAUCAUUCAAACAUUAAACAGCAUCAGCGAAAAGCUACUGAGUACCGUUGUAUCGUUCGAAAAUGACUCUACUCAGCAGGCAGAAUUAGAUGACGACAGUUAUCGAGAACUCGCCCUACGCGAUCUACGGGGGGAUAUUGAAGAGAACCGCAUAAUUCUAAACAUCAAAGAACAAAGCAGGUUCUUCUCCUCGAACGAGACCGCCACCAUCUCCGAAACUGCAGCGGUGUAUGCGAAGCAGAACACAUCGGAGGUACUCAAGGAUAUACAAGGUGAUGUGAGAAGCCUGAACACGUAUAGUGCUGGGGGGGUCGAUCUUCACGCUUCGUUAGGUAUCAAUGACGAUAGUGAUAGCGAAGAUGAGGGAGGGAGAAUUCCUCAUGUAGGGUCACGAGCAUCGCGAAAGAGUGCGCAAAAACAAAUCCUCGAGAACGCGGUUGCGGCAGAGGCCGAGGCGGCACGAGAAGCGCAAAUCAAGAAGAGAAAGGAUGAAAUUAUACGAAUUUACGAACAGACCAAGAGAAAGAUCAAGUUCAAUUCUAAGUCUGUUCGUGGCGGUAAAGAAGCGGUUCUUAAGCUCAUGGAGCCCACGAUACAAUCUCUAGAUAAGGCUAUAGCCGAUUAUCAGAGAGCACUGGCUGCGGAAGGCAUCCAGGUCAGCACGGAGCGAUUAAACCUCACUACCAAAGUCACUCCAGAACAGCGUCCGUUUGAUCCCAAAUGGGACCACAAGGACUCCUCCGAGGGUGUUCCCAGUUCUCAGACUUCAAUCCACGAUGCAACCUGGGUAUCUGAAUCCAGCGGCAGUACGAAGUCUCCUCGCCAAAUCUCAACCCCAUCUUCAAGCGCGGCAUCUCCAUUGGUAGCUAGGCCCGUCACUCCGCCGGCGCCGUGCCCCACGCCUAUAGACCCCAACUCGGAGUCUCCGCUCUCGCAGAUCGCGGCCUUCGAGACACCGUUCCUGUAUGGCCACGGUACCGAGCUUGCACCUAUUGCCGAGCAGCGCAGCAGAGCGACGUUGCGCAGUAAUGGCGGUGGUGCUAGUACCGUGUCAACGUCAGACAUCUCGUCCCUGCUAAAACACAAAGAAUCCGGCGCGAGUACUCUCAGGAGUCGUAGAAGUCGUACCGAUGACGGCCAACCCGGUAGUAGUGGCAAGAGCGGUGAAAAUCCCGAACCUGUCGCUGUCCGUGCCGGUACCAGUAGCAGCAGUGAAAGCGGCGUUAGAAUCCCCCGUCUCCGCAACACCAGCAAACGGCACUCGCCCCCAGUCGUCGAAACCGUCGACGUCCACGCAUACCCGCAGAGGCCCGGAUACCCACCGCAUGAUAUCCCAGGCCCAAAACACUAUAGCGAGAUACCUCUGACAGCAGAGGAGGAACAGGAGUACGCGGUGAUGGAGCAGGCGUUUGCCGACAGGACUGCCCAGUGCAACUCAGGCGCGCGCCCGGUCCUACGACCGUCGCAGGCCCGCCCUAAUUCUAGACGCCCCACGCCAUGGGUCUGCAAGGCUUGCAGGCGACCGGCGGAUCAGCGCUGGAGUCUCUUCUCAACGGUAACUGGCCUUGGGCGAGGCCAGCGACGCGGAUCAGAGUGGUGUUCGAGGUGUGCCUGGCGGAAGGUUGGGUAUAUUCUGUGCUGCUGCGAGUAUCACUUGAACGUGUACCCGGGCACAUUUAUAUGA